AUGGCCGAAAAGCUAAGCCGAAUGUACGGUACUGAAGAAGACAAAGUGAAUUGUCCUUUUUAUUUUAAAAUUGGUUCAUGUAGAUACGAAAACAAGUGUUUAAGAAUACACAAUAGACCUUCUGAAAGUUAAACUGUAUUAAUAAAGCAUAUGUAUACUAGUAGUGCAACCGAAUUAGCAUUAGCCUAAGGAAAUAGAGUAAGCGAAGAAGAAAUAAAGAAAGCAUUAGAUACAUUUGAGGAAUUUUACGAAGAAGUAUUUCUCGAAUUGGCAAAUUAUGGAGAAAUUGACGAUCUUAUAAUAUGUGAUAAUAUAGGGGACCAUAUGAGAGGAAAUGUAUAUGUGAAAUAUAUAAAGGAAAGUUCUGCAGCAAAUGUUUGA
Ichthyophthirius multifiliis is the source of this 381-nucleotide messenger RNA. RefSeq names its product zinc finger protein, putative. The record is from RefSeq and is a predicted model, not a curated record. NCBI's taxonomy places the organism in Eukaryota, Ciliophora, Oligohymenophorea, Hymenostomatida. Gene Ontology annotation, biological process: mRNA splicing, via spliceosome. Gene Ontology annotation, cellular component: U2AF complex; spliceosomal complex. The transcript has a single exon. Gene Ontology annotation, molecular function: metal ion binding; pre-mRNA 3'-splice site binding.